Oryza brachyantha (malo sina) is the source of this 2439-nucleotide messenger RNA. Its product is annotated as wall-associated receptor kinase 2-like. Gene Ontology annotation, biological process: protein phosphorylation; cell surface receptor signaling pathway. The record is from RefSeq and is a predicted model, not a curated record. Gene Ontology annotation, cellular component: plasma membrane. Bases 1 to 2286 code for a protein of 761 amino acids. The transcript has 2 exons. Lineage: Eukaryota; Viridiplantae; Streptophyta; Magnoliopsida; Poales; Poaceae. Gene Ontology annotation, molecular function: protein serine/threonine kinase activity; calcium ion binding; ATP binding.
AUGAUUCCGGCGGCGGCGCUGGUGCUGGUGCUGGUGCUGCAGCUGUGGUCGGCGGAGGCGCAGGUGGUGGCGGUGGGCUCGGGGCCGCGGCCGGGCUGCCCGGACAGCUGCGGCGACGUCAAAGUGCCGUUCCCGUUCGGCAUCCGCGACGGGUGCCACCUCGAAGGCUUCCGCCUCACCUGCGACGCCACGCGCAGCCCGCCGCGGCUGAUGCUCGGCAACGGGACCCUCCAGGUCGUCGGCAUCUCGCUGGCCGACGCCACGGUGCGCGCCAUGGACCUCGCCGGCGCCGCAAACAUGACCCUCGGGACGAUCGACGGCAACGGCACGUGGGCCGGGGUCGGCUACGACUCCGACGGCCCGUACGUCGUCUCCGAGACGCGCAACCAGCUGCUCGUCACGGGGUGCAACGUUCUCGUCACCCUCCUCGGGAGCAGCAGCAACGGCAUCGUCGGCUGCUCCUCCUUCUGCUCCAACAACGACAGGUGGACGGGCACCGUGCUGAGCAUCCCCGGCGACAAGUGCUCCGGCCUCGGCUGCUGCAAGACGCCGAUCCCCAUCGGCCGCCCCUCCUACCACGUGCAGCUCAAGAACCUCGACAGCAGCCGCGAGCAGGACAGCAAGGUGCCGAACGCGGUGCGCAUCGCCGAGCUGGGCUGGUUCGACGGAUUCGCCGACGAGCUGCUCAGCCCGGCGUCCACCAACACCUCUCUCCGGCGGCCGGUUCCGGUGGUGCUGGAUUGGGCGGUGGCGUCCACCGCGGUGAUAUUCCCGGGAGUGCCUCAGUUCGACAACUCCUCCUGCCCCACGGCCGGGAGGGGCGCCUGCCUGAGCAGCAACAGCUUCUGCCGCAACGUCACCGGCAACUACCGCACCGGCUACGUGUGCCGGUGCGAGGAGGGGUACGACGGCAACCCCUACGUCGCCGGCGGAUGCCGAGACAUCGACGAGUGCAAGCUCCCGGGGAAGUGCUACGGCGAGUGCACCAACACGCCAGGAAGUUUCGUGUGCCGGUGCCCACGCGGUGCUCGUGGAAACGCCAGCAUCCCAAAUGACUGCGUCAAAUCUAAUCUAGGUUUGAGUGUUGGUAUUGGAGUUGGCAGUGGCGCUGGGCUUUUAGUCAUGGCAUUAGGUGCUACAUUUUUGACACGCAAGAUUAAGAGCCGGAGAGCAAGAAUACUGAGGCAAAAGUUCUUCAAGCAAAACCGUGGGCAUUUGUUGCAACAAUUGGUUUCUCAGAAGGCUGACAUUGCCGAAAGGAUGAUCAUCCCCUUGGCAGAAUUGGAGAAGGCCACGAACAACUUCGAUGAAUCACGUGAGCUUGGAGGAGGAGGCCAUGGCACCGUAUACAAAGGAAUUUUAUCGGAUCUUCACGUGGUUGCGAUCAAGAAAUCAAAGAUUGCAGUCCAAAGGGAGAUUGAUGAGUUCAUAAACGAGGUAGCUAUUCUAUCGCAAAUCAACCAUCGUAAUGUGGUUAAGCUUUUUGGAUGUUGCCUUGAGACGAAAGUGCCAUUGUUGGCUUAUGAGUUCAUAUCAAAUGGUACCCUUUACCACCAUCUUCAUGUUGACGGGCCAAUAUCACUGCCAUGGGAAGACAGGCUCAGGAUUGCAACCGAAACCGCUAAAGCACUUGCCUACCUUCACUCGGCCGUUUCAUUCCCUAUAAUCCAUAGGGAUAUCAAGUCACAUAAUAUCCUAUUAGAUGGUUCGCUGACAACGAAAGUGUCUGAUUUUGGAGCUUCAAGGUGCAUUCCUGCUGAACAAAAUGGAGUAACAACUGCUAUUCAAGGAACACUGGGAUAUCUAGACCCUAUGUACUACUACACGGGGCGUCUCAUCGAGAAGAGCGAUGUUUUUAGCUUUGGCGUCGUUCUAAUAGAGCUACUGACUAGGAAGGAACCAUACUCAUACAAAUCACCUGAGAAUGAUGGUCUUGUUGCACAUUUCACUACCCUACUCACACAUGGCAACUUGGAUGAUAUACUUGAUCCUCAGGUCAAGGAAGAGGGAGGCAAAGAAGUUGAAGAAGUAGCGGUGUUAGCCAUGGCAUGUGUUAACCUAAAAUCAGAGGAGCGGCCAACUAUGAGACAGGUGGAGAUGACACUCGAAAGCGUUCGAUCAUCAUGUCUGGAGCAAGAGGUAUUGCACAGUGAGGGUACAAAGAAAUCCAACGACAAUCAUGUCUCUUGGAGAUACCCCGUAAUAAGUGAGGGUACUAGCAUGCAAUCAACUAGACAAUAUAGCCUUGAAGAAGAGUAUUUGUUGUCAUCCAGGCAACCCCGUUAGUGGAUUUUGUUUUUUUUCUUCUGUAAGUUUGGAUCAAGAGAAAGAGUUGUCACAAUAUAGAUGGUAUGAUAUAGAUGUUUUUUUUAAUAGCGAAAUGUAUAGUAUUGUUUUAUUGUUGUUCAUAUGAAUUUGUAUUUUCAUGAAUGUUUUUUU